CCAGCAGAUGAUGUUAUUUUCCCUUUGGGUGACAAAUAAAUCAAAACAUGAUGGUAUAGAUCGAAGGCACUUCCCUCUACUCCACCGGCUCGAUCAACCGUCUCUGGAUCUCACCGCAUUGGAUUGUACUCAACCGACAUCAAGGACAAAUUAUGUUUCCUUCUCACUCCAAGUCCAAAAUGUUCCAUCAUGUCCAAACUUUCAGAUGUCGUUCCAACCGGGAGCUUCCAAUCAAAAUAGUAGAGCAAAUUCCGAUGAAAGGAGAUGAAAGCAAAUCUCCGCUUGUAAAUUGGGAUGUUUCCAAAGCUCCCAAGUCCAAUGGUGGUCUAGGGGUGUUCGAUUUUGCUAGUUUUAACAGCGCAAUGCUCUCCAAGUGGCUCUGGCGAUUUGCAAAUGAAAGGAACAAUUGGUGGAGGACACUCAUUGACAUCAAAUAUCCAAACCCUCGGUCAAUUUGGCAUACUGGGAUCAUCGAUAGCGGCUUUGCUAACUCUGCCUGGGCUAAUAUUACUAAAGAGCACCACAACUUUCGGAGCUUCGCUUGUAUCGACCCUGGUAACAGAGCGUGGACCUCCUUCUAGCAUGACCGGUGGAUCCCCGAAGCGCUGCUGGCUGACUCUUUCCCACGGAUCGUUGCUGCUACUACCACCCCUGAUGCCUCGAUCGCAGACAGUAGAAUCACCUCUAGUGAUCAAUCAGUUUGGAUUAUUCCAUUGAAUGUUUCUUUGAGAGGGGGGAGGGGGGAGGGCUGAGAGAGAGGGGUUCCUUUCUUAAUUUCCUUGAUAAUUAUGCCGCUCUGAGAGUUUCCAAUGGUCCGUGCAGAUUGAUCUGGUCCCCUGGAGCAGAUCAACCUUUCACAGUGUGUUCCAUGUACAGGUCUUUGACGAAGAACAAGUUCCCAGGAAUCAACAACUUUCCCUACAAUUCGGUGUGGAAACAAAUCAUUCCGACAAAAGUUUGCAUCUUCAUUUGGCGGACCUUCCUCAACAAAAUCCUCACAAUUGACAACAUAAAAAAAAAAGAGGACAGUAGAUGGCUAACAGAUGCGAGCUUUGCAAAGUUGAAGAAGAAACGGUGGACCAUCUUUUCAUCCAUUGUGCCUUCAGCAAAGAGGUUUGGAGAAGCAGUCAAUUGAUCUGCUCGAACAUCGACCUGUCGUCCAUCGAUACUUCAUCUUCAAUCAGCAGGUGGAGCUCCGAUAUGCCGGGGAGCAUGGAUGGCUGGGUCAAUUACUGCGCGCUCCAUGCCAUCUUUUGGCAGGUUUGGCUGGAGAGAAAUCGCAUGAUCCUCCAUAACAAGCAACGCACCUCAACCGCAAUCACUCUCAAGGCCGUCAAGCUUAUGAUGGAGUGGCCCAUUGUCAUGGGCAAAAUCAGCAGGGAAGAAGGACGACAAUGGAUCAACAGCGUCCAGCUCCCACCUAUGUGAAGUGCUCGCUGAGUUCUCCGGGUUUGCUUCUUACCGCGCGUUCUUCAUCAGCAGAUCGAUCUGUUUGUGCAGGGAUGUCUUUGUUUUGGGCUGUUUUGUUUUUUAUUGUUGAUCAUCGUUAGGCUCGAGUUUCUCUUGCGACCUCAAAACUACUCUAACAAACUACAGUUAAAGUUAAUCUAAUUACAGGUUGGGAACUCACUUAGGUAUGAUUCCCCCUAGCCACUAGCCAGAUUAAUGAUUGAUGAUCUCUAACUUGUUUCUAUUUCAUUCACAAUGCGGAGAAUCCUUGACUAGACCUUGAGUCUCGACUAAAGGAACAAGGCCCUCUUGAGUCAAUUGCCUAGAGGGACGUAUCCUUCUCUAGAACAACCGAUCAAGGCGUUUUGAACUAGACUCCCUCUAUCAAAAGAGGUUCUCAAUUGAUACAAAGCAGUGAAUCGAUCCUCGACUAAAGCAAUCGAUCCAAUACUAUCAAUCUAUGGUGCUCUAUUGACCUAAUCAGGUAUUCGCUCUCAUAGGAUCAAAGCAGAAUCAAUAAUCUCGACUAAAGCAGAAUUGAAUCAUGAAAGCAUGCAUAGAUUGAAUAUGAACUCAAGAUUAUCAAGUAGGAGUACUCAUACAAUCAUCCAAUCAAACAAACAUAGCUAGGGUUCCUCAAAACCUAAGUGAAGGGAAGUUACUCCAUAGAGAAGAGAGAGACUGCAAUAAGAAUCUUCAGAUGAUCAGUCUUCAAGUCCGGGCUUGUUCCUCGAGCUUCCAAGGCAAAUAAAUCCUCCAAUUCCGUUCUUAGAAUGCCCUGAAAUCGCCCUCUCUCUCUUUGGUUCGUCCCUUGGAUGUUUGGGAUCCAAAAUCCAAAAUCCAUCUUUCUCUUUCCUUUGGCUUUAGUCUGCCUCAAAAACCCGAUUCUGGGCAAAACACGGUCGAGGACACGGCCGUGUUUUACUUUUGCCCGCCCGUGUUUUGCCCCCAGCAGCCCCCGUCAGCCAAAACACGGUUUCAAUGCUUCGUUUCUCCCUCGUCCGAACUCUGAAUCAGUCGCCGUUUGAUCCCAGACGCUCGUAGUCUCAUCCUCUUUCUUUUCAUGACAAGCUUGUAUGAUUCUUUGUCCAUAAAGUGAGGUAGAAUUCCAUUCUUCUUCAGGUCAUGCCCGAGAAUCUUCUCCGAAUCUUCUCCCUAAUCACCAAUUGAUCUCUGAUUGACUUGAAACUUGCGCCUAUGCUUCACUUUAUGUGCUGGGGCCUGAAAUGUGACAAAGGAACACAAUCUAGCAUAAAAUAGGCCAAAGACGCGAUAAUUAAAGCUCAAAUAGUCAAGAAACAAAUGGGAAAACAUGUGCAAAUAUCGAGUCAUCAAUUGUUUCGUAUCUUUAUGACGAUUUUCUUUUUUGUUACUCUCAGGUGCUGUGUGUUGGACACCGUUGAUGGCAAAGAUGAUAUAUGCAUGGUAGAGGAAAAAAGAAUGCAGGAGCAAAUGAAUCAAUGGCUAUAGCGGUUUGCCACAAAGAUCUUGCAAAGACUAUUGCUGCUCGUCUUGGUGAUUUUGCGUUUUUUUAUUGCUGAUUUGGCUUUUUUUUGUGUAUCAUGUGUAUUGUCCACACUGAAAUUUGUUUAUCUCAAUAAUAGUUGAGAUGUUGAGCGCCCAAAUCUUUCAAUUAAAAUUUUGUCAAAGGUUAUGAAGGAGGGGCUAGCGUACUAUCACAGGUACUACGGUACUGUUAUGCAACCGAAUGUCCAGAUAAGUAGCUUCUUUGACACGGCUGUGCUAUGAGCUAUAUGUGUAGCCAAAUAAUGAAAUGCAGGUUAUCGC
This is a messenger RNA of Linum trigynum, 3237 nucleotides long. Lineage: Eukaryota; Viridiplantae; Streptophyta; Magnoliopsida; Malpighiales; Linaceae. The record is from the annotation of a GenBank genome assembly.